Lycium barbarum (goji berry) is the source of this 684-nucleotide messenger RNA. RefSeq lists its product as uncharacterized. The transcript has 2 exons. The record is from RefSeq and is a predicted model, not a curated record. Lineage: Eukaryota; Viridiplantae; Streptophyta; Magnoliopsida; Solanales; Solanaceae. The coding region runs from base 1 to 684 and encodes 227 amino acids.
AUGUCUCAGAGUUCUUAUGCAGAGAAUAUUCUUGACCGGGCAGGCAUGUCACAGUGUAAGCCUUGCCCUACUCCUGUUGACACAAAAGGCAAACUCAGCGCUUCCUCAAGCGCCCCGUAUGAGGAUCCUACGAAGUAUCGUCGUCUGGCAGGUGCUUUGCAAUACUUGACAUUCACUCGGCCUGACAUAUCAUACGCCGUCCAACAGGUUUGCUUGUUUAUGCAUGACCCCAAAGUCCAGCAUAUGGAAGCAUUAAAACGCAUUUUGCGUUACAUUCGAGGUACGAUUGACUUUGGCACACAUUUAUACAAGUCCUCUCUCCAGUCACUACUGUCAUAUACAGAUGCUGAUUGGGGAGGAUGUCCAGACACUCGACGCUCCACAUCGGGUUAUUGUGUCUAUUUUGGGGAUAACUUGAUUUCUUGGUCUUCCAAGCGCCAACCUACUGUAUCUAAGUCAAGUGCUGAAGCAGAAUACCGAGGGGUUGCUAAUCCAAGCUUUAGGAGACGGAUGACCGAGAAAAGUAGUGAAAAUGUUGGACACGUUGCCAUUCAGAACAGCUGCCAUGGACAUGAUUCAAAUGACAGAACAGUCGAUGCCUUUGGUAACGUUGAAACUCUGAGAUUUAAGCGAUCACAUUUAAUUCCAUUUAGAGUCCGUGAUCUCUGCACGAAUAACGGCUGA